AUGGUUGCCAUUCGCUCACAAGGCCGCACGGCCCGUCGUCUUCGGACCUUGACGACGAAUACAGAUGCUUGCAAGUCUCCUUGCCUCGAGCACAGCCAGCCACAAAUACCCACUCCACCCUCAGCAUCGAGUCCCUCCGCGGAAGGGCAACAUGUCCAGAUACCUUCCAGUCCGGCCGCCGCGGUUGCCACCAUACCGGGGCUUCGCCACACGUUUGCCUCUCUUUCCACCAGCACGGAAGCCCAUCACUACACCCUGGAACACCUCGACAUACUGCAGGCCAACCUUAUAAAAUUCGCUAACGACUGGGGCAUCAUCGACCACGAAGACAAGCCAUCCCUCGACAAAAAGGGGAAGCAGAAACAAGGCGUCCGGCGCGUGGCAUUUUACGUCCACAAAUCGAUCAACUUGAACUCUUGGAGGGUUGAGUGGGAUGUGCCGCACGGCGAGGGAUACAUCGCCAUGUUGGUGCUCCGUCUUGAUAACGACAGCGAAAUCAAGAUCUACAACGUCUACAACCGCAAGCCGGGCAAGUCCUUCAUCAUGAAGAACUUUUUUGCCGCAUGUCGGAACCUCGACAAUUGUUUCAUCCUUGGCGACUUCAACGCCCAUCAUAAGGACUGGUCUCUUCCUGACCCCAAGGGGAAAAGGCCAAAAGGGAAUACACAUGGCAGAACUCUCAACUCAGCGGCAAAGAAAGCAGGGAUGCGUUGCCUCGUCUGCAAGAUCCCUACAUAUCGGAGUGGUUCUAAACAAUCAACCAUUGACUUGGUCUGGGCUGGAAAGGAACUCCGUCGUCGAAAUCCAAAGGUCCGAGUUGAGGAUGCUCGUGGGUUCCACGAGGACCAUUGUGUCAUCUACACCACUCUGGACGCUCGAGUUAGUCAGGACGGUAGUAGGAAGUGGAAAUUUGAUCGCAUGAACAGUGUGGACAAAGCGAAAUUCAGGAAGAAGGUGGGCGCUACACUGCGUCUUCUGCGAGACUCUGACAAAUCCUUGCCGGACCUGUCUUCCCCAUCGCGCAUCAAUCUUUUCGCCUCGGAUAUUAUCAACGCUGUUCAGCUUGCAACCGAAACUUGCGUCGAGAGUCAAGUGCGGAACCCAAACACGCCUCGGAAACAACUACCGCUUACACCCGCUAUACGAGACCAUCUUGCACAAGAGAGAAUUGCCAUGAGCAAAUUGCGCCGGAUGACAGUUGGAAAGCGACCAUACCAGAAACAGCUACAAGUUCUUGAAGCCCUCCACAGCAAAAGCAAUCGUCUGAUGAGACUCGAAGGCAGGAAGCAUUGGCGGUGCAGAGCUGCCAUUCAGUCUUUCCAGGACCCAGGGCUAUGGUCGCUGGUGAGGUGGGCGCAACGUCGUAGCAAGAUGCAGCGACCACCGCAUAUGCCCAUGUUCAAAUCUACCGUAAACAAUCAGACCACCAUUUGCGGUAGCUCAGAGGAGAAUGCCAAGGUUUUCCGGGAUUCGAUAUGGGAGAAAACGCGCGAUUGUCCCCCUGACGAGGUCCCGCAGGGUGGGACGUCGAAUCUGCUGCACACUGGGUGCCAGAUUCCGGCCGCUCCAGCAAGUCCUGCUGGGGGCCCUGAUUCGACGCCUGUAUGCUGCAACACGCCCACCACACCAUCCCUUCCCGAAAGCGUUUCCGAAAGCGUUCCCGCCACACCAGCAGAGUCGCAAGGUCCUUCUUCCCCUGCAUCAGACUCAACCUCUUUUGCACCUCCGCCUGGGGUCGACCCAGCCCAUUGGGCUGCUGCCUUGUCCAGGGAGAGAGCCAAGACUGAGGGUCAGAGAAAAGCCAGAGCUGAAGUCAGGGCUAGGCACGCCGCCCAAAAGAAGGCCGAGGUCAAACGCAAGGAGAUUGAGAGGCUCAUCAAGAUAAUGGGACAUGACAAGCCUCCACUCAUUAUGGAGAAUCAUGUCGCCAAUGUCAUCAAACGCCUCAAGACCGGCAAGAGUCCAGGCCCUGACGAAGAGCCUACGACCAUGCUCCGAAUGCCGGGCUAUAUUUCGAUGGAGUUUUACGUUGACAUUGGUAUUCCUCAGGGAAGCCCACUAUCGCCUAUUCUCUUUACCUUCUUUGCUGCGCGGAUCAUCGAGAUGUUUGACGAGGAAAACCCCAAGGAAGACCGUGUCUUUGCACUUUCAUACGUCGAUGAUACGUACAUCGUUGUUACUUCAAAGGACUAUGCGAGAAAUUGCGAGCUCAUCGAGAAGUGGCAUCAGCGAGUUCUGGAGUGGGCCGCACCGCGCGGUAUCAACUUUUCUCCAGCCAAGUACAGUGUCAUGCACUUUCGAAAGCCUGGUGAUCGAGGUGAGCCGUACGAGGGGGUUCCCAACAUUCCCAACUUGGCCAAGGACAGCCUGGUCAAGGAAAGGUUGACAAAGAGAAAGAAGAGGGCGGUUCUGAGGAAGAAGCGACAGGACCCAGCGAAGCGACAAGACCCAGCGCUUAGAAACGACGACGAUGAUGAUGAGGAGGAGGAGGAACUUGGCGGUCUUCGAAUACUGGGUAUUCAGGUGGAUCACAAACUGACGUGGGCCGAUCAUAUUGAUAGCAUUGAGCGCAAGGUUGAGACGAAGAUGAACUCGCUGCGCGGCCUGCACCAGUCAACGUGGGGACCAGGAUUUCAUCAGAUGAGGAAGAUAUAUCUCACUAGCGUCAGGUCGAUCAUCUCCUAUGGCUGUGCGGCAUGGUUCCUCUUUGGCGACAACCACAUGAUGAAGUAUCAUCUCACGCAAGCUCUCGUCGACCGGCUUCAUUCACUGCAGGCACAAUGUCUUCGGAUGCUAGCUGGGGCCUUCGGUUCGACACCUGGCGCUGUUCUCCAGAAGGAGUUGAAUAUUGAGCCCAUCACGGUUCAUCUCCUAAGACUCGCGACGUGUCAACGUGCCCGUGCACUCGAUGGAGACGACCCGGGCUUGAUGGAGAGCUUGCAUAACCGCUUCUAUUCCAGACACAGGUCUGACAAGUUUGACAAACAACCUUACAGAGUCGCAUACUACUAUGCCAGAGCCGUGGCCAGCGAAGUAGGGACCGAAUAUGAUCAUACGACAAGGACCAGGAACCUCGAGCGCCCCGAGUGGAGUAGACUUGACAUCAUGCACCGGAAAAUCGCCAUUGGGAAAUAUGUCCAGCGUCAAUCCAACCUGUUUUGUGCAGAGCUCUGGCGAGACUAUUGCGAGCAACGCCAGAUUGCCCCGACGUCGUAA
Messenger RNA from Colletotrichum lupini, 3216 nucleotides. RefSeq names its product reverse transcriptase. The record is from RefSeq and is a predicted model, not a curated record. The coding region runs from base 1 to 3216 and encodes 1071 amino acids. Lineage: Eukaryota; Fungi; Ascomycota; Sordariomycetes; Glomerellales; Glomerellaceae. Gene Ontology annotation, molecular function: catalytic activity. The transcript is spliced from 9 exons.